Cladophialophora psammophila CBS 110553 is the source of this 1407-nucleotide messenger RNA. RefSeq lists its product as uncharacterized. The record is from RefSeq and is a predicted model, not a curated record. The transcript has 3 exons. Bases 1 to 1407 code for a protein of 468 amino acids. NCBI's taxonomy places the organism in Eukaryota, Fungi, Ascomycota, Eurotiomycetes, Chaetothyriales, Herpotrichiellaceae.
AUGAAGAACCACCUCACCACAGCGUUGCGCCGAGCCGCAUCCACCUUGACCAAAGAGGCUGGUGACAUCAGCUCCAUCUUUCCCUCACUGUCUGGCAAGAAGCCUGAUCCUCUGCCACCACGGUUCAGCGCAUUGAAAAAGUCAUUGAUCAAAGGUAACGAAGACGCUGUAACAGCGUCCUGGCAACGACUGCUGAAGAGUCUGGAGCGGGAGAUUGGGGAGAUCAGAUCAGAAGGCAGUAACGUUAUACCCAGCGUUGAAUUCCGAGAUAUAGUUGCCGGUACUGUCCCUCAGUCAAAGCUUGACGCGAUCCGCCAUCGAGGGACAGCAGUGGUACGCAACGUCCUCCCCCGGGACCAGGCGCUGGAUCUCAAACGACAAGCCAAAGGAUAUAUCGCUGCAAAUCGGCCCAAGGUCAGGGCCUUUCCAGCCGAUGACCCAGCCGUAUACGAGCUGUACUGGACUCCCUCCCAGGUCCAAGCACGCGCUCAUCCAAACAUGCUGAAAGCGCAAUCUUUCCUUGCGUCCUUCUGGCACUCCUCUGACCCGUCUUCAGAGAUAUCAACAACCUACCCUUUGACAUACGCAGACCGUUUUCGCAUCCGACAACCGGGCGACGCAAAGUUCUCGCUGGGCCCCCACACAGAUGGAGGAAGUCUCGAGCGCUGGGAAGAUCCCGAGUAUGCUCGUGUAUACCAGACUAUUCUAAAGGGCAAGUGGGAAGAGUACGACCCUUUUGACGCACGCCAUCGCAUCGAAGCCAAGAUGGACCUCUACAAUGGGGCAGGAGCUUGCAGCAUGUUUCGCCUGUUCCAGGGUUGGCUGUCCAUGUCGUCAACGGGGCCAGGGGAAGGCACCCUGAGAGUCUGCCCCUUGAUCCGACAUGCAACAUCUUACCUGAUAUUGAGACCUUUUAUCAACCUUCAGACUGGAAAGCUGAACCUGGAUGCCACUUUCCCAAACUCUGUGCCAGCCGCAUGUCAGGAAUACGACCCGCUGUCUCACCCAGGCCUCAAGCUCGAGACUACCAUGGUGAGCAUGCCCAAAGUUGAACCAGGAGAUUAUGUCGCUUGGCACUGUGACCUGAUCCACGCCGUGGACAGAGAGCAUCACGGAAAGGGCGAUAGCAGCGUGAUGUACAUUCCUGCGUGUGCAAUCACCAGACCAAACAUCGAUUUCUUAAAGAGACAACGGAUGAGUGCGUUGGGAUAUAGCCCCCCUCCGGACUUCCCAGGUGCUGGUGGUGAUGGUGAGAUUGGCUUUUCUGGAGCCGUGGCUUGGGACCAAAUCAGAGAUGCAGGGAAGCGUGCCAUGGGACUGGGCAAGAAGAUGUGGGAUGUCAAUCCAGGCAUGAGUGAAGGAGAGCGGAAGGUCAUUGAGGCUGGCAAUAGGGCACUGUUUAGUUAA